AGGUAGUGGACCCAUCCACAUGAACAGUGUGCAGUGCACGGGGACAGAACGAUCCAUCCUCGACUGCUUCUUCCAGGAGGUUCAACCGUGGACAUUCAAACAUAGCCAGGAUGCUUCCGUGCGCUGUAACGUUCCUAAAACCGGCACAGAGUACACGGUGCGUCUGGCUGGCGGCAGGGUGCCCUCAGAGGGUCGAGUGGAGGUGCUCAUGGAGGUGGGCGGCCGCAAGCGUUGGGGUUCGGUCUGCAGCGAGAACUGGGGCAUCAAUGAAGCCAUGGUGGUGUGCAGACAGCUGGGUCUGGGAUUUGCUGCGAGUGCACAUCAGGAUACCUGGUACUGGACCAGCGACCCAAAUGCCGCCGAGCUGAUCCUCAGCGGAACUCACUGCGUUGGCACCGAGUUCUCCAUUCAGCAGUGUCGCCGUAACAACCACAUGCACUGUCCGCGAGGCGGGGGACCGAAGGCGGCUGGCGUCACCUGCUCGGAGAGUAAGACAAACUUUUAG
This is a messenger RNA of Hippocampus comes (tiger tail seahorse), 505 nucleotides long. Its product is annotated as lysyl oxidase homolog 2A-like. The record is from RefSeq and is a predicted model, not a curated record. Gene Ontology annotation, biological process: peptidyl-lysine oxidation; collagen fibril organization. The coding region runs from base 20 to 505 and encodes 161 amino acids. The transcript is spliced from 3 exons. Gene Ontology annotation, molecular function: protein-lysine 6-oxidase activity. Lineage: Eukaryota; Metazoa; Chordata; Actinopteri; Syngnathiformes; Syngnathidae. Gene Ontology annotation, cellular component: membrane.